Sinocyclocheilus anshuiensis is the source of this 2594-nucleotide messenger RNA. Its product is annotated as beta-adducin-like. The coding region runs from base 169 to 1932 and encodes 587 amino acids. NCBI's taxonomy places the organism in Eukaryota, Metazoa, Chordata, Actinopteri, Cypriniformes, Cyprinidae. The record is from RefSeq and is a predicted model, not a curated record. Gene Ontology annotation, molecular function: actin filament binding. The transcript is spliced from 13 exons. Gene Ontology annotation, biological process: barbed-end actin filament capping. Gene Ontology annotation, cellular component: plasma membrane; cytoskeleton; postsynaptic density.
AAAUGUUCACCUCAGAUGCUGCUUUCUAAACAAAUUCAUGGUUAUUUACCACCUAUGUGCACACAGUGCUUUUCCCUUUAUUCGUGUGUAUUGUGUAGCUGAGUACAGAAUGUGAUUUGUGUGUUUUAGUCCUUCAGAGAGGAGCUGGAUGUGUUGAUUCAGGAGCAGAUGAAUAAAGGAGGAAGCUCCUCUAAUCUGUGGGCUCUUAGACAGAUCGCAGACUUCAUGGCCACUGACGGAUCCCCGGCCUCGCUGCCCGUCUCUCAGUCCACCGUGAGCAUGCUGACCCCCAUUAACGAUCUGCACGGAUGGGACCCGGGCUCCAUGGUGAAGGGCGAGAGACUGAUGCGCUGCAAGCUGGCCAGUGUUCACCGUCUGCUGGAUCUGUACGGCUGGACACAGCUGCCCAACACCUGCCUCACAAUGCGUGUUAGUAAAGAACAGGAACAUUUCCUCGUGCUGCCGGAUGGUUUGGCCUACGGCGAGGGGACCGCCUCCAAUCUGGUGAAGGUGAAUAUUCUGGGGGAGGUUGUGGAGAAAGGCAGCACUGCUCUGGGAGUGGAUCUGUCUGCGUUUGCUCUGCAUUCUGCCGUAUAUUCAGCUCGACCGGACAUCCGCUGCCUUCUGCACCUCCACACUCCAGCCACGGCUGCGGUAUCAGCCAUGAAAUGUGGCCUUCUGCCGCUAUCCCAUGAGGCUUUGCUGGUGGGCGAUGUAGCUUAUUAUGACUAUAAUGGAGUGAUGGAGGAAGAAGAGGACAGAGUGGAGCUCCAGAAGAGCCUCGGCCCGACAUGCAAGGUGCUGGUGUUGAGGAACCAUGGCAUCGUGGCACUGGGAGAGUCAGUGGAGGAGGCCUUUUACACAAUCUACCACAUCCAGACCGCCUGUCAAAUACAGGUGGCAGCACUGUGCAGCGCUGGAGGAGAACAGAACCUGAUCAUGCUGGAACGCAGCGUUCACCGGCCCGUCGCCACAGGCACUGUGGGUUGGGCCGGAUCCACCUUCGGCCCCAUGCACAAGAGCAGGCUGGGAGAACAUGAGUUCGAAGCAUUGAUGAGGACGCUGGACAAUCUGGGUUACCGUACAGGUUACGCCUACCGUUUCCCAGUGAUGCUGGAGCGCUCCAGAACCAGGAGAGAGGUGGAGGUUCCUGCCACCGUCACCUCAUUUUCCUUUCAUGAUGAUGGAUUUCAGCCUCACCCUCGUCUCCAUCCUCACGCCCAGAGACAGCAGCAGAAGACCAGAUGGCUAAACACCCCAAACGUCUAUCAGAAAGUCAGCCAGGACCAGUGGCAGAAGGCCGAGGAAAUCAUGCAGGGCAGUGGACGGGCCAUUAAGAUAGAGAAUCCAAACCAGUUUGUCCCUCUGUUCACCAACCCACAGGAGGUGCUUGAGACUAGAAAUAAGAUACGGGAGCAGAAUCGUCAGGACAUGAAAACAGCCGGACCUCGGUCUCAGGUGUUAGCUAGCGUCAUCACAGACAACAGUCCACCGACUCCAGAGGCUGUGGGGCCUCCAGCCGCUCCGGAGCCGGAGACUCCGAACCCCUUCAACAAACUGACGGAUCAGGAGCUGGAGGAGUACCGCAAGGAGGUGCAGCGCAAGCAGGACGGUGUGGAGGAGGUAGUGAAUGACACGGGGGCCUCCCCCAGAAAGACCCCACCGUCAGAAGCGGUGCAGAACGAUAAAGGUGAUGAAAAGAAACAGCAGGAGGAGCUAGAAAAACAAAUGAAGGCACUAUCCACCACUGAUGCGUCGGAAACCACGCCCUCGGCCCCGCCCCCGACUCCACCCACUGCCCCGCCCAACAAACCCGCAGGCCACACCCCAGAGGGCUCACCUUCCAAAUCUCCAUCCAAGAAAAAAAAGAAGUUCAAAGCUCCCUGUUUUCUAAAGAAAAGCAAGAAACAAAAAGAGAAAGCAGAAUCUUGAACUCUUACAGACAAGUGUUCGUCACACACACAAACACAUCUCCACAUCCAGUCAGACUCACUGUGUGUCCAUUUACUGACCUUUACAUGCCAUACGAGUUGUGUAUGCGAUGCAAAUUUCACAAUGCUUCACUGAUGCACAUUGAAUAUGUGACCCUUCCCUUGCUUUAAAAUGAAUUGCACUGAGUACAUGCGUAGAAAAAAGAAUGUGGCACUAAGCAUUGAUUCUUCAUGUCUAUCGAUUCUGAUUGUUGCUCAUUAUCAUGUUUAUAGAACUACAUGUGGCAUUUUUUUAACUACCAUAAACAUCUCCAUCUCACAUUGUUGUGAAUAGCAGGGAUGAACUAAAUGAACAAGUACCAUUCACUGGAAAUCAUGAUUGCGAUGGCUUGCAAAUAAUAAACAUCAACAGGCCAAAAUAAGCAAGAUCAUGGCUUGAUGCUGCAAAGAAAAUCCAACUUUAAAUGCACGACUUGUUUUUCUUCUUAUAUUGUUAUUAUUUAUUAUCUUUUUUUAUGUAUGUGUGCUUUGCAGUUGGAAUUAUUUUUAUGAUCAUUCACGGUUAUUUAAAUGCUGUUGUGUGUAUAUUUGCUGGUUUAUAAACUUGAUUCCAUGUCAAUAUUAGAAUGUAAAAUGCUAGGAUUGGAUGUACCAUUCAUUAAA